AUGACCAAUCCAAGAAAAAAAAUCAAACUUAAUCGUCUUUUUUUUGAAUCCUAAGCAUCUCAAUUCCCUUAAUUAUAGCUUAAUCAAAAUGAUCAUUUAUAUAACUAAAGUGACUCAUAUUCUAAUACUAACUCUCCAAUCCAUGAAAAAGUGUCCUAUUUUUCAAGAGAAGAUUUCUAAAAUAAUAACCAUUUUAUAUAAUAAAAUGACGAUACAAAUGUUUUGAAAUCAGAAUAAUUUAUUUUAGAUGAAUCUAAUGAUGUUGAAAUGAGAAUAAACGAAUGGUUAGAUAGAAACAAUAUUAAAAUGGUGAGUCCAGAGGACAUAAUUCACGAUUUCUAUCACAAAAUAAGAAUGUAAACCCUUUAAAAAAUGGAAAUAGAACUUAAUGAAAUUUAAUAUAGAGAAGAAUCCAGCCAAAAUAGCUCUAACGAUUUAGACUAUGAAGGUCUAGAUUAUUCACAUAAUAAAAAAAAUAAUAAAUAAAAAGCCUAUCAAGUAUCUAAUGAUGUAGAAAAAAAAUUAUUGGAUGUUAAAGUAGUAAGAUCAAAAGUAUAAGAUAGAUAAGCCAAGAAAAUUAAUUAGAAUUUAACAUUAACCUCAAAACUGCUUCAAAGAAGAAUUAAUCUAAAUCUUGUAACUAAAUCUUCUAAUAUAGAUUGUAAUAAUUACGUUUACUGA
Molecule: messenger RNA, 681 nt
Organism: Tetrahymena thermophila SB210
Lineage: Eukaryota; Ciliophora; Oligohymenophorea; Hymenostomatida; Tetrahymenidae
Exons: 1
Source: RefSeq, a predicted model, not a curated record